CGAGUACGGUAAGAAACGCACAUGCGCGUGUGUAGAUGAUGCGCGUGUGUAGAUGGUGCGCAUGCGCGUUGCGAGCUCGGGACGCAGUUAUAAGUUGUAGUGUGUUGUGCUAAUGAUCUGUUAGCCGACACUGACAGACUGACACACACUGACACACACUGACACACACUGACACACACUGACACACACUGACACACACUGACACACCGAAGCGGACACAUUAACUGGGUGCUGUGUGUGUGUGUGUGUGUGUGUGUGUGUGUGUGUGUGUGUAUGUGUGGAGCAGAGUGGAGUGGAGUGGUGUGGAACAGGUGGCGGGGGAAUGAGUGGGCGGCGGGGGGUCCGUGGGGGGCCAGAGCCCCCCAUGCUAAGGCGGCUGAUCGAGAUUCCUGCUCCAGUGCUGACUCGGCACCAACUGAAGCGUCUGGAGGAGCAUCGUUACAGUAGCGCUGGAAAAUCACUGCUCGAACCCAUAAUGCAAUGCUACUGGGAGUGGCUGGUGGGCUGCAUGCCCCCAUGGAUCGCACCCAACCUCAUCACCAUCAUCGGCCUCGCCACCAAUGCCUUCACCACGCUUGUGCUCAUCUAUUAUUGUCCCACUGCAACGGAACAGGCUCCACUGUGGGCAUACCUGCUAUGUGCUGUUGGUUUGUUUGUCUAUCAGUCUCUGGAUGCGAUUGAUGGGAAACAGGCCCGGCGCACUAACAGCUCUUCGCCACUAGGGGAGCUGUUUGAUCAUGGCUGUGACUCUCUGUCCACAGUGUUUGUGGUGUUGGGUACGAGUAUAGCAGUUCAGUUGGGGACAAAUCCAGACUGGAUGUUUUUCUGCUGUUUUGCGGGAAUGUUUAUGUUUUAUUGCGCUCACUGGCAGACAUAUGUUUCUGGAACACUGCGAUUUGGCAUAUUUGACAGUACAGAGCUGCAGCUGUCUUUGGCUCUGCUGCACAUUUUCACCUCCAUCAUCGGCCCGAAAUUCUGGGACACAAUGAUCCCAGUAUUAAACAUCCAGAUGAAGAUUAUCCCAGCGUUGUGUACAUUCGUUGGUGCUGUGAUUUGCUGCACUAAUUAUUUUAGAGUCAUUUUCACAGGAGGAGUCGGAAAAAACGGGUCCACCAUCGCAGGCACGAGUGUGUUAUCUCCAGUCCUGCACAUAGGCUCUGUUAUAUUGCUUGCUAUGAUGAUCUAUAAAAAAUCUGCCAUCCAGCUGUUUGAGAAACAUCCCUGUCUCUACAUUCUCGCUUUUGGCUUCGUCUCUGCCAAAAUCACCAACAAACUUGUGGUCGCACACAUGACAAAAAGCGAGAUGCAUCUGCAUGACGUGGCGUUUUUGGGUCCCGGACUUUUGUUUCUCGAUCAGUAUUUCAACAGUUUCGUAGACGAGUACGUGGUGCUGUGGAUCGCACUGGUGCUGUCCCUGUUUGAUCUGGUGCGUUACUGUGUGAGUGUGUGUAACCAGAUCUCCUCGCACCUUCAUAUCUUCAUCUUCAAAAUUAAACCAGUAACCGCUCAAUAAGACUCGCACACUGCUGCUGUGUGUGUGUGUGUGUGUGUGUGUGUGUGUGUGUGUGUGUUUAAACCCAUCAGCGUGCCCAAGGAUGAACCUGAUUUACAUGGUUUAUAAAAGACAUGAUUAUAUGUUUAUGGACACUUUAACUGACCAUGAAAAAAGUUGCUUUAUUUAAAUUACUCUGUACUAAAUGUAAAAACUAAUGCGGUGUGUGUGU
Tachysurus vachellii is the source of this 1724-nucleotide messenger RNA. RefSeq names its product choline/ethanolaminephosphotransferase 1-like. The coding region runs from base 323 to 1513 and encodes 396 amino acids. The record is from RefSeq and is a predicted model, not a curated record. Gene Ontology annotation, biological process: phosphatidylethanolamine biosynthetic process. Gene Ontology annotation, molecular function: ethanolaminephosphotransferase activity; diacylglycerol cholinephosphotransferase activity. Gene Ontology annotation, cellular component: endoplasmic reticulum membrane; Golgi apparatus. Lineage: Eukaryota; Metazoa; Chordata; Actinopteri; Siluriformes; Bagridae. The transcript has 10 exons.